Messenger RNA from Symbiodinium necroappetens, 164 nucleotides. NCBI's taxonomy places the organism in Eukaryota, Dinophyceae, Suessiales, Symbiodiniaceae. The record is from the annotation of a GenBank genome assembly.
CCAAGGAAUGCCCUGAGGACGUAUACAUCCUGGACCAGGCUGAGGAGGUCCUGGAGGGCGAGAUUGACCAGAGCGAUCAGGCCUUCUUGGACGAUGACCAGAUGGGUGUGACGUACGCCACUUCCGACGUCACCAUCAAGACCCACUGCGAGGACGAGCUGUGA